AAUCUUAUUUCUAUUUUCCCUCUUUGCGUUUCUUCAUCUUCAUUCCAUCGUAUAAUCAAUUAAUCAUAUAAUAUCAUAUAUAAAUAAAUAAUAAAUAAUAAUAUUAUUAUUGUUACUCUUUCUUUCAAUCUUCAAACAAAAGAAUCAUUCUCUCUCCCUCUUUCUCUAAAACCUCUUUCUCUCUCCAAAAACCAAAAACCCACUCACCUCAAUCGGCGGUUGGCGGAUUCCGAUAGCCAUGGCGACGGCGGCGACACCAUCGUGGCAACCACAAGAACAAGGGUUCAAAGAGAUCUGCGCUCUAUUAGAGCAACAGAUUUCUCAUUCUUCUUCCGCUGAUAAGUCUCAGAUUUGGAACCAAAUUCAACAAUACUCCAAUCUUCCUGACUUCAACAAUUACCUUGUCUUCAUCUUUACUCGUGCUCAGGGAAUAUCUGUGGAGGUUCGGCAGGCUGCAGGAUUAUAUCUGAAGAAUAACAUGAAAAACGUAUAUAAUUUAAUGCAGCCUGAGUACCAGCAAUACGUGAAAUCAGAGUUGCUGCCUUGUCUUGGUGCAGCAGAUAAGCACAUAAGAUCUACGACGGGAACUAUUAUCAGUGUUGUUGUUCAAACCGGAGGAAUUUCACGGUGGCCUGAAUUAUUGCAAGCCCUUGUAAGUUGCUUGGACAGUAGUGAUCUAAAUCACAUGGAAGGUGCGAUGGAUGCAUUAUCCAAGAUUUGUGAAGAUGUUCCCCAAAUUCUUGACUCUGAUGUACCAGGGUUAGCAGAGCGUCCCAUCAAUAUAUUUCUUCCCAGAUUAUUUCGGUUUUUCCAAUCACCUCACGCUACAUUAAGAAAGCUAUCGCUGGGUUCUGUUAAUCAAUACAUUAUGUUGAUGCCUUCUGCCUUAUAUGUAUCCAUGGAUCAAUAUCUUCAAGGUCUGUUUAUUCUUGCAAAUGACCCUACUGCAGAAGUGCGGAAGUUGGUUUGUGCAGCAUUUGUCCAGCUGAUUGAAGUCCGUCCGUCUGUCUUGGAGCCACAUCUAAGGAAUGUGAUUGAAUAUAUGUUACAAGUCAACAAGGACCCAGAUGAAGAAGUGGCCCUUGAAUCCUGUGAAUUUUGGUCGGCAUAUUGUGAUGCUCAAAUGCCACCAGAAAACUUGAGAGAAUAUUUGCCUCGUCUUAUUCCAAUAUUGUUGUCAAACAUGGCUUAUGCAGAUGAUGAUGAAUCACUUAUUGAAGCUGAGGAAGAGGGUUCUCAACCUGAUCGAGAUCAGGAUCUUAAACCUCGAUUUCAUGUAUCAAGGUUUCAUGGAUCAGAUGAAGUAGAAGAUGAUGAUGAUGAUGUUGUUAAUACUUGGAAUUUACGGAAAUGUAGUGCAGCUGCUCUAGAUAUUCUCUCGAACGUGUUUGGAGAUGAGAUCCUUCCCACUCUGAUGCCUAUUGUUGAGGCCAAGCUGUCAACUGUCGGAGAUGAUGGCUGGAAAGAAAGGGAAGCUGCUGUCUUGGCACUUGGUGCCAUAGGCGAGGGUUGCAUCAAUGGUCUUUAUCCUCAUCUGCCAGAGAUUGUGGCAUUUCUUAUCCCUCUUCUUGAUGAUAAGUUUCCUCUGAUACGAAGUAUUUCAUGCUGGACAGUAUCUCGGUUUAGCAAAUUUAUUAUUCAGGGUAUUGGGCAUGCCAAGGGUUAUGAACAAUUUGAUAACGUUCUUAUGGGUCUUCUUCGAAGAAUUUUGGAUGAUAAUAAGCGUGUACAAGAGGCUGCUUGUUCAGCUUUUGCAACUCUGGAAGAGGAGGCUGCUGAAGAGCUGUCACCACGCUUGGAAAUCAUAUUAAAGCACCUGAUGGUUGCAUUUGGGAAAUAUCAGAGGCGAAAUCUCAGAAUUGUAUAUGAUGCUGUUGGAACUCUAGCUGAAGCUGUUGGGGGAGAGCUGAAUCAGCCUGUUUAUCUUGACAUUCUCAUGCCACCAUUAAUUGAGAAGUGGCAACAACUUUCAAAUUCAGACAAAGAUCUCUUUCCACUCCUAGAAUGCUUCACAUCUAUAGCACAUGCACUGGGUACUGGAUUCACUCCAUUUGCUGAACCUGUAUUUAGGAGGUGCAUAAAUAUAAUUCAGACCCAACAAUUGGCUAAGGCCAAUCCUGCUGCGGCUGGGGCUCAGUAUGACAAGGAAUUCAUUGUAUGCUCUCUUGAUCUUCUUUCUGGACUAGCAGAAGGUCUUGGCAGUGGAGUAGAGAGUUUGGUUUCACAAUGUUCUUUGAGGGACCUACUUUUGCAUUGUUGUACAGAUGAUGCUCCCGAUGUUCGACAAAGUGCCUUUGCCUUACUUGGAGACCUUGCUCGAGUGUGCGUGGUUCAUUUGCACCCUCGCUUGUCUGAGAUUCUUGAACUUGCUGCCAAACAACUGGAAAUUUCUAAGGUACAUGCGGCUAUUUCAGUAGCAAAUAAUGCAUGCUGGGCGAUUGGAGAAUUAGCAGUUAAGGUUCGUCAAGAAAUUUCACCGUUCGUUUUAAGUGUAAUUUCAUGCUUGGUACCAAUUCUUCAGCAUGCAGAGGGACUCAACAAGUCACUUAUAGAAAAUAGUGCAAUAACACUGGGGAGGCUUGCAUGGGUCUGUCCAGACCUUGUAUCACCACAUAUGGAGCAUUUCAUGCAACCUUGGUGCACUGCUCUUUCAAUGAUACGAGAUGAUGUUGAGAAAGAGGAUGCUUUUAGAGGUCUAUGUGCCAUGGUCAAAGCCAAUCCUUCUGGAGCUCUAAGUUCGCUUGUUUACAUGUGUAAAGCCAUUGCAAGUUGGCAUGAAAUAAGGAGUGAAGAUUUACACAAUGAAGUCUGCCAGGUCUUGCACGGAUAUAAACAGAUGCUGCGCAAUGGAGCAUGGGACCAGUGCAUGUCUGCUUUGGAGCCACCAAUAAAAGAAAAGCUUUCAAAAUAUCAAGUAUAAUUUGAUUGAGUGAGUGAGCAUUGUAUCUGCAUUGGCCUUGGUUGUUAUGUGUGUUGUCAUGCAAUAUAGGAGUCAUGAUUCAAUAUUGAGCUGGAGCCUAGUUUUGGUCCAAUUUUAUCGGUCAGGGUUAUCAGUAUGUAUACAAUUCAUUGAGCUUGAUGAUUACAGGCAGUUCCACAAGCCUUCAAGGUCUCAUUUGAUGGUGUUUCCUAUGAGAAAUGUACAGUGAAAUGGCUUUCAACCUUUGGAAAUGCUUGAUUCUUUGUUGUCUUUUAUAGUUAAAAAAGCCUUAAUUAAAGGCUAUGAGUUUGAUUCGACCUUUGAGUUCAUCGUCACAGUUUUCCAAUAUUUGUUAGUGAGUUUAUAGGUUUUGUCGCUUUGGUUAUACAGUUUUGUAUCACUAGAUAGAGAGGGAAGUAGAUGGAAGGAGGUGUCAUAACUAGACACGACAACCUGUAGUUUCCACCGUAUUUAGUUGUUCCAUGGUUUGUAACACUUGAAACCAGUUGCAGCUAUGUGUUGCCUUAUGUAGGGCAUCGUUUGAAUUUUGAUUGAGACUAAACUUUUAAACUUUUGCA
Trifolium pratense (red clover) is the source of this 3498-nucleotide messenger RNA. Its product is annotated as transportin-1. NCBI's taxonomy places the organism in Eukaryota, Viridiplantae, Streptophyta, Magnoliopsida, Fabales, Fabaceae. Gene Ontology annotation, cellular component: nucleus; cytoplasm. Bases 239 to 2920 code for a protein of 893 amino acids. Gene Ontology annotation, biological process: protein import into nucleus. The record is from RefSeq and is a predicted model, not a curated record. The transcript has 29 exons. Gene Ontology annotation, molecular function: nuclear import signal receptor activity; small GTPase binding.